Molecule: messenger RNA, 900 nt
Organism: Cygnus atratus (black swan)
Lineage: Eukaryota; Metazoa; Chordata; Aves; Anseriformes; Anatidae
Gene: FKBP3
Product: FKBP prolyl isomerase 3
Exons: 7
Coding region: 41-718 (225 amino acids)
Molecular function (GO): peptidyl-prolyl cis-trans isomerase activity
Source: RefSeq, a predicted model, not a curated record
CCCCGGGGCGGUGCCGGGGCGGGGCGGGCGCUGCGGGAAGAUGGCGGCGGCGGCGGCGCCGGCGCAGCCCUGGAGCGCGGAGGAGCUGCGGAGCGAGGCGCUGCCCAAGAAGGACAUCAUCAAGUUCCUGCAGCAGCACGCGGCGCAGGCGUUCCUGGCCGAGCACCGGCUGCUGGGGCAGGUGAAGAACGUGGCCAAGACGGCGAACAAGGAGCAGCUGAUCGCGGCCUACACGCAGCUCUUCCACACGCAGCGCUUUCGGGGCACGGACGGCGCGGAGCCGGCGGCGGAGCAGGCGAAGCCGGCCAAGGCGGAGGAGGCCAAGGAGAGAGCGGCGAAGCCCGAGGAGGCCCGGGAGGAGGGGCCGCCGAAGUACACCAAGUCCGUUCUGAAGAAGGGCGACAAAACCAACUUCCCGAAGAAGGGAGACACCGUGCACUGCUGGUACACGGGGAAGCUCCAGGACGGGACAGUCUUCGAUAGCAACGUUCAAACAGGUUCAAAGAAGAAAAAAGCUGCCAAGCCUUUAAGUUUCGAAGUUGGCAUAGGAAAAGUUAUCAGAGGCUGGGAUGAAGCUCUCUUGACGAUGAGUAAAGGAGAGAAGGCUCAACUGGAAAUCGAACCUGAGUGGGCGUACGGCAAGAAAGGGCAGCCUGAUGCAAAGAUUCCACCCAAUGCAAAACUUUUCUUUGAGGUGGAAUUGGUGGAUAUUGAAUGACGUGGAGAUUUUCUUUGCUGCUGGGAAUCCAUUUGAGCAAGAAAGCUUCUGACAGCUGCAGUUUUGCUCUCGUAACUUCAGGAUAUAACUACAACUGUGGCCUUGUAUUGAAAUCAAGUUUGUUCCCCCCCAACUGCUGUACAGUAACAUACCACUAAAGAAAACAUUGUUUAUACUUGCAA